Messenger RNA from Leguminivora glycinivorella, 1005 nucleotides. RefSeq lists its product as uncharacterized. The record is from RefSeq and is a predicted model, not a curated record. The transcript has 2 exons. Bases 1 to 1005 code for a protein of 334 amino acids. NCBI's taxonomy places the organism in Eukaryota, Metazoa, Arthropoda, Insecta, Lepidoptera, Tortricidae.
AUGAGAUUGAUGAAUUAUGGAGCAACUUUUAAAAAUAAAGUUGUAAGUGUGGCUAGGGUAGUGUGUGGUGUGAGUAAAAGGAACAAAGGAGGAAAGGUGAAGAAUGUGUGGUUCGAUAAGGAAGUGCAAGAGGCGGUAUGUGAGAAGAAGAAGCUAUGGCGGGAUUGGUUAGCAGCACGAGCUAAUCAAAGAGCCCAUAAAGCCUCUUUUGAUGAGGUGAAUGUAGCGAAGGAUAACUAUAGAAGUAUGAAAGUGCGUGUGAAAGAAUUAGUUAAAAGAAAGAAAGAUGAACUUAAUGAUCAAAUGGAUGAAAGAUUGUCGCAAGAUUUUCAGACGAACAUAAAGUUCUUCUGGAAAUCCGUUCGCCUAGCCAGAGGUAAGAGUUCAGACUCUGAGCUAAAAUCGGUGAAAGAUUCGAAUGGAAGUUUGCUGAAUGGGGAAGAAUGUAUUCUAAAGAGAUGGCAGGAGUAUUUUGAAAGCCUGUUUGAAAGGGAGGAAGCAAAUAUGCUAACCUCAGGUUUGAAUGGAAACUUAUCAAUGGAUGAAAUUAGCAUGGAUGAGAUUGUGAAAGCAUUGAAAGGUAUGAAAUCAGGUAAGGCUGCAGGAUAUGACAAGGUCUCCGCCGAGAUGCUGAAGGCUGGACAGGGCAUUGUAGCGAGUCAGUUGUAUCGCCUUUUCAAUUUGUGCUUCAGUACCGGCCGGGUACCUAAGGACUGGUGCAAGGCCGUCAUCGUUCCUCUUUACAAGGGAAAAGGCUCACGACUGGACUGCAAAAACUACAGGGGCAUUAGCUUACUCAGCAUCAUCGGAAAACUGUAUGCGAAAGUGUUGAUUGAGAGAGUAGUGAGAGUAACCGACGAGAAAGUGUGGGAUGCACAGUUUGUCCAGCAAUUCCUCGGUAAGAUCUACAAACGCAACGUCACCAUAGUCAAUAAGAGGAAGCAAAAGAGAACGAGCAAGAGUAACCUUAGUAUGAAAAGGAAGGAAAUUCUGCAGUCGCCGUAG